AUGGCGAAAAUCAUCAGCGGGCUGGAAUACAGCCAAAAAGUGCUCAACGACGUGGGAGAACAGCUGAAGAAGGUCAAGCUCGAGACCCCAGAUUUCAAUGCGGUUCUGGCAAUCGUGCAGGUGGGAAACCGGUCCGACUCGAAUGUUUACAUCGGUUCCAAGUUGAAGAAGACAGCCGAAAUUGGGGCCCAAGGGAUGCUCGUGAAACUGCCGGAAACGACCACCCAGUCUCAGUUGGAGGCCGAGAUUGAGCGUUUGAAUAAUGAUAAUAAUGUGGACGGCAUUAUCGUGCAACUACCGCUCGACACGACAAACCAAAUCGAUGCCGACAGUGUUGUCGACAUGAUCCAUCCCCUCAAGGAUGUCGAUGGCCUUACCCGGGAAAAUGCGGGUCGCUUGUUCCGGGGUGAACUCGACAAAACAAUUUUCCCAUGCACCCCAUUCGGAUGUCUAUAUCUUGUCCAACAAGCUACUGGCGACCCUAACUACGUGUCAGGAAAGAAUGUAGUUGUUUUGGGCCGUUCGAAGAUUGUCGGCUCCCCUGCCGCUUCAUUGUUUAUGUGGCAUCAUGGAACCACAACGAUCUGCCACUCAAAGACGAAAGACAUCAAGGAACAGUGCCAAAAAGCCGACAUUCUGAUAGUGGCCAUUGGAAAGAAGCAUUUUGUAAAAGGAGACUGGAUUAAACCCGGCGCUGUUGUGAUCGAUUGCGGAAUAAACGUCGAAGAAGCGCACGAAGAAGGCAAAAAGAAUAAAUUGUUUGGCGAUGUUGAUACAGAGGCAGCCAAGCAGGUUGCUGGCUACAUCACACCCGUCCCGGGCGGUGUCGGCCCUAUGACCGUGGCCAUGUUAAUCAGAAAUACCGUUGAGCAAGCAAUCAGAAGACGACUCCGCGGUGGCAAAGAGGGCCGCUGGUCGAUCAACUACCUAAAACAAAGCUUCGUAUCUCCAGUCCCAUCAGAUAUCGUCAUUUCAAGGCAACAAGUACCCAAAAAUAUCCUUACGUUGGCUGAUGAGGUCGGUAUCAUGGAGAACGAGCUUGACCAAUACGGAAAGAAGAAGGCAAAGGUCUCGCUUGAAGUGCUCAAGCGCCUCGAACACGUCAAGAAUGGAAAAUACAUCGUUGUCGCGGGAAUCACCCCAACACCUCUUGGUGAAGGCAAAUCUACGACGACAAUGGGUCUCAGCCAGGCCAUUGGAGCUCAUUUGCACAAGAAUGUAUUCGCCUGUGUUCGUCAGCCUUCGCAAGGACCCACUUUUGGAAUUAAGGGUGGAGCUGCUGGUGGUGGAUAUGCUCAGUGCAUUCCGAUGGAGGAAUUCAACCUUCAUUUGACUGGUGAUAUCCAUGCUAUCACGGCCGCCAAUAAUUUGCUGGCUGCCGCCAUUGAUGCAAGGAUGUUCCACGAAAAUACCCAGCAAGACGAGCCGUUAUUCAAUCGCUUGUGCCCACAGAAUAAGCAAGGAGUGCGUACAAUGUCGGCAGUCCAGAAACGUCGUCUUUCACGGCUUGGCUUCCCAGCUGUCGAUGAUGGAAAUCAGCUGACCCCCGAGCAACGCGUCAAAUGGGCUCGUUUGAACAUCGACCCAAAGACUAUCACUUGGAAUCGUGUCAUGGAUACUAAUGAUCGAUUUCUCCGCGGGAUCGACAUUGGAGAAGGACCUCAAGAGAAAGGACACACAAGACAUACCCAGUUCGAUAUUGCGGUGGCUAGUGAGAUUAUGGCCAUCUUGGCGCUCACUAAUUCGCUCGCUGACAUGAGAGACAGAAUCUCAAAAAUUGUCGUCGCUUCGAGUAAAGAAGGAGAGCCGGUGACUGCUGAUGAUCUUGGUGUCACUGAUGCUUUGACGGUUCUUAUGAGGGAUACCGUCCGCCCCAAUUUGAUGCAAACUCUUGAAGGCACUCCUGUCUUCGUCCAUGCCGGCCCAUUCGCCAAUAUCGCUCAUGGUCAAAGCAGUAUUCUUGCUGAUAAGGUGGCCCUGAAACUCGUCGGUGAAAAUGGCUACGUGGUAACUGAGGCCGGUUUUGGUGCUGAUAUUGGAAUGGAAAAAUUCUUUAAUAUCAAGUGCAGAUAUUCUGGCCUCCAGCCAAGUGCCGUUGUCCUGGUGGCGACCGUUAGGGCGCUGAAAAUGCAUGGCGGUGGCCCGGCUGUCGUCGCAGGAGCCCCGUUGAAGCAUGAGUACCUUGAUGAGAACAUUGAGCUCGUGUCGGCUGGCUGUGAUAGUAAUUUGAGGAAGCAAAUUGAAAACGCGCGUAAAUUUGGCGUCCCGGUUGUUGUCUGUGUCAACCGGUUCUCAACUGAUACCGAGAAAGAGUUGCAACUCGUUGUGGAAAAGGCCAAGAAACAUGGCGCUCACAACGCGGUUGUUUCCGAGCAUUGGGCCAAGGGAGGAGCCGGAGCCCUCGAUCUGGCCAAGGCUGUUCUCGACGCUACCGAGUUCAAGAGCGAUUUUAAAUUCCUCUACCCUCUUGACCUUCCACUCGAAGAAAAGAUCGCAACCAUUGCCCGCGAGAUCUAUGGCGCUGACGGCAUCGAGCUGAGCCCCGAGGCUAAAGAGAAACUUGAGCGCUACACUAAGCAAGGAUUUGAUAAGCUGCCGAUUUGCAUGGCCAAGACACAGUAUUCGUUUACUCAUGAUCCCAGCAAGAAGGGAGCACCAACUGGAUUUGUGCUACCAAUCCGUGACGUUCGUGCUUCGGUUGGCGCCGGCUUUAUCUAUCCGUUGGUUGGAGAGAUGAUGACAAUGCCUGGUCUAUCCACUCGUCCCUGUUUCUUUGACAUCACCAUUGACCCAGUCACCGAACAGAUCGAUGGGCUUUUC
Mesorhabditis spiculigera is the source of this 2820-nucleotide messenger RNA. The record is from the annotation of a GenBank genome assembly. Lineage: Eukaryota; Metazoa; Nematoda; Chromadorea; Rhabditida; Rhabditidae.